This is a messenger RNA of Drosophila serrata, 1674 nucleotides long. RefSeq names its product CTBP-interacting protein (gene CtIP). The record is from RefSeq and is a predicted model, not a curated record. NCBI's taxonomy places the organism in Eukaryota, Metazoa, Arthropoda, Insecta, Diptera, Drosophilidae.
CACUAGUGUGGACGCAGCAAGAACAUAAACAUUCCAUACAAAUAAAUUGAAAACAUUAAUUGUAGCUAAUUGUAAAAUAUAAAAUUAAAAGAAAAUGACGUGUGGAACAUGUCGAGGACACAAGGAGCGGAGUGUAAAAUGCCUUUUUGCCGCACUGGAUAUAAUCAAAGAGCACGCAUUAAUGAUGCAGCAAGCCUCCGAAGAGAGUGACAAGACGAUUGCGAAUUUGAAAGCCCACAACGAAAAGCUGCACAAGGCGCUCGAAUUGCUUAAGGAACGGCAGGAGUCUACGGCCUUGAUGCAGGAAGGAAAGCGAAGAAGAUUGUCGCCUAAAAAACCGAAGGAUGACAUAUCACCGUUGCCGCAAAGUCAGAACUCUCUGAACAUGAACAUAGCCCUCAACAGCAUCGACCUCUCCGACGAUGAUCAGGAAAUGGAGGAGGACGAAAGCAUUACGGAGACAGAAACCAUCUCCUUGCGAAGUCCGCGCAAGUUAAAGUUAUUACUAAACAGAAAGCCUGAUAUUCGAAAUUUGGAGAACGUCCAGCCAAACAGUCUGGCUACGGCGAACCAGAGUUGGAUCAGUAAGACACCAAAGAACCCCGCAAUCCUCACCAAAUUGUCACUUACCCAAAAGGGCAGUGGUCUGAAUUUAAAACAAACUCGACUAAAGUUCGAAAGCAACAAGACGAGCGAAAAGGAUGUAAUAGAGGAUAGCCCCAAUUCGAGUAGCAGGUCUCGCCCACCUCGAUCCCUAAUGCAGAGAGCAGACACCGUGACCGCUUCAAGCGCCGGCGAGGUCCAGGUAGAUGCCACCAGCAGCAGCGGCAGUCCUCUUCAGAUUCCCAAGCCCACCUUUGAGCUGGAAGAUGAUGCCGAGUUCAUUAUGAAUAGUUCUGAACUCCCUCUGAUGCCGCCACCUGCAACGCCGCCAUUUCUAAAGAUGAACAACACCUCGGACAGCGUAGUCCUUCUUACACCCGCCACUCAAGACAUCAUCUUUGUGAACGACUCUCUGGAAGAUCCCGAAAAUGUCUCAAAAUUGGGCACAAUGGAUGUGCUGGCGGAGAUUAUGAAGGAUGACGAUGAUGCAUGCUCCAAUGCUUUGCGACAGUUCGAAAGGAACAUGAUUGACCAGCAAAAGCACAAUAAAGAAAACCCGUCUGCAAUCCCAAUUACUCGGCCCAUAAAAAAAGAGCCAAUAUCUCAGUUAGUAGAGGCGGACUUGGGUAACGAAUCAACGAAGCUGCCCGAGGACAUUGAGAAGUAUAUGAAGGACAUCAAAGAUGAAGAUGAAAGCAAGGACUCCGUGGAAGAAGAGGAGUUUCCACGUCCAAUUGUGGUUAAAAACGAGCCUGAGUUGACGCUCAAAGAGCGUUACAACAUCAAUUGUGCCGAAUGCGAAAAGUUUAUCAACUUUAUGGGCUCGAACCUGACUGACGAGAAAAUUAAAGACUAUUUAAACAAUUGCCGACAUGUUGACGCCCGAAGUUCAACGCCUCCAGGCUUCUGGAACCCACAUAUGGUGUCUUUUGCCGAAGACGAUCCUCGGAAUGAGGUGUUGAUCGACAACCGAUUUAGGGACCAGCGCUUAAACAAAUGACGUAGGAGCACAGAUUAUCACCUGUAGUGUUUCUGUUUGAUUCAUUGCACUUUGUAUUUUAUAUUGCACAC